Messenger RNA from Osmia lignaria (orchard mason bee), 1202 nucleotides. RefSeq lists its product as uncharacterized. Lineage: Eukaryota; Metazoa; Arthropoda; Insecta; Hymenoptera; Megachilidae. The record is from RefSeq and is a predicted model, not a curated record.
AUUCGUUCGUUUGGACGGUAGUGCGAACAUGCCACGCGGCAAUACUGUAAUGCCGCGCAACGAACCAAUUUCUGUCAGUCUUUUGCGCGAACACAAAGGGAUUCCUUGCCGCAGUGUGGACGGUUUUCUUCGGGUUUGCCGCGUUCGAGCCCAAAUACCGAAAACAAUAAACCGCUUUAUCCGCGCACGUUCUUUUAUUUCGGGAAAAGCGCAUCGGGUGUUUCGCGGCAUUGCGAAGUGUCAGUUAUUAGUUGGUGUGUAUUGAAAGUGUUGUGUUGAUAAUUGAUACGGAGUGGACUGAAGAAAAAAUGAUCAAAUUAAUUGAACAAUAUAGGAAAUUCGAAAAUCUGUGGAACCCUACUGACAUAAAUUAUUUUAAAAGAAAUGAAAAAGUUGAUGCGUGGGAGAAAAUAGGCAUCAAAAUUAACAGAUCGUCAGACGAUUGCAGGAAGAAAAUAGUUAGCCUGCUCUCCUCUUACCGAAGAGAAAAGUCGCGGACAAAGAUGUCCAUGAGAACAGGAAAACGGGCAGCCAAGAUUUAUCGUAGCCGCUGGUUUGCGUAUGAUUCAUUAAAAUUUUUAGAAGACCGAGAUACACUGCGGGAAAAACUAGACACGGGGUCCCUAUCGACUGCGUUGACUGAUGGAAUUGCUGGGAAUAAAGAGGAUAUAGAUAAUGUGGGAGAUAAUUCCCAGGUGACGCCAAGUACGUCAGCUGGAGAAAUGGAAAGGACGACAUUUGUCAAUCCGCGACCACCAAAGCGAAGAAGAGAAAGAGCUGACAAGGGUACAGAACUAUUAAAAAGUGCUGUCAAUAUCUUGAAAAGUACAGCUGGAAGAUUACAUGCGACGCCGACGGUAGCGGAUGCUGAAGUACAAUCAUUUUGUGCAUUCUUGUCGUCGAAAAUGAUGGGCUAUCCGCGCAAUACACGGCAACGAGUACAGCAUGAAAUCUAUGGUCUUCUCAUGAAAGCAGAUCUUGGACACUUUGAAACACAACCAACUCUUACUUCUCUUUCACCUAUGGUUUCUCAUACCUCACAGUCUUUUCCACAAUUUUCUUCCUCAGCACCACAAGCUACUUCUUCAAUGCAUAAUGAUUCCCAUUUAACUCCGCUCCAUUGUUCUUCUCCAUCCUUUGAAACCCACAAUUCUCCUACUCCUCCUGUUGUUAAAAAUCGUAAUGUCACAGCUAAUCUGUAA